Didymodactylos carnosus is the source of this 1353-nucleotide messenger RNA. The record is from the annotation of a GenBank genome assembly. Lineage: Eukaryota; Metazoa; Rotifera; Eurotatoria; Philodinida; Philodinidae.
AUGACCACCAGUAGUCAAGUCAUUUGGAAAGAAAAUGCGGACGGGAGUCGAGCAACGAUCUACAGUGUAAGCCAGGAUGGAACGGGUCUGUGGCGUUGGGAAUUGAUGAGAAGUGUCAUCGAUUGGGGAAUAUGGAAAGUAUUCGGUCAGGUUAAUCUGCUUGGCAUUACGGAAGCAGAUAAUACAACAAUAGCAGGAGGUAGUCUCUUACAGUACGUCUAUUAUAUUGGUAAGAAAUUACGACGUCGAUACAAAAAUAGAGAGAAACGAAAUGCCUACGGUGGCGAUAUCAAAAACACUUUAGACUACGACUCAAACCUCAGUAAUCGUGUUGUAUUCAACUUUAUGGAUAAAAUUAAAUUUGAUGGAGUUGUUUCCGAUGUAUCUAUUAACUUUUGCACACCUCCAACUCUCGAUGAUCCGCAGAUUAAACUCUAUGUUCUCGCACAAACACCCGAUCCAUGUACAUUUUUCGUUGUCGAAUGGAACGACGACAAAGUCUGCGGAGGAUGUGAGAAUAGUGAGUUACAUAGAAGACAUCCACUCAGUCAACCCACUGAACAUGUACAUACGUACUAUAAAAUACCAGUUGAAACGAUAAAGAAAGUAAGCGGUGUGCAAAAGUUUAAAAUUAACAUGCAAUUACCAGUUGUAAAAGGGCAUUUUCUUGCCAUUGCUUUUGAACCUGGAGCUGGCAGUCCGUUUGCUGUCGACCGUGAUGAAUACUCAGUGAAUCUCAAUCAUUUUCAAACUAUUUGUGAAUCUCCGGCGCGGCAACCCAGCAGACCGAUUGUCUUUACGAACUAUCCAAAUAAAGGAGUUGCCUUCAAUUUCACCGUAACACAAAGGAAUAAAGGUUCCGAUAACCAGAUAUCGCCGAUUUCAAACACAAGUGACUAUGCAGGUCUCGAAUUAGAAGCAAUCACUCCAGCGAGUAAGCUAAAGACGGCACUUGCUAAACUGCAGUCAAAUACAUCUAGUCAAGAAGAGUCGGAAUUGACGUCAAAUAAUAACUUUCAAGAGCGUGUUAAUAUAGCACGUGAAACAAUCAUUGCUCAAUCCUAUUGGAAAGAGGUCAUUGACCAAAUCAUCAAGGAAGAGGAAAAAGAAAUUGGUUCUGACAACAGUACCAGUAGUGAGAAUUUAUUUCGAGGAACUACUGACAUAUCCAGCUCUAUGCCUACUGUUUCAAUAUCAUCGACACUCAAGAAAAAUCAGAAUUUAAAGACUGCGAAGGUUGACAGAGAGAAUACUAUACUUGGUGAUUCGUUACCCACGAAUGAAUUGACUGAGAAUUAUGCCAAUGAAGGACAGGAAACACAACAACCUACAAUAUUCAAGGUUUCACUUUGA